AUGGCCCUCCAGAUCGUCCCCAUGACCAAACAGGACAUUCCUGAGGCCGUAGAAUGCGUCCAAACGGCGUUUGCCGACGAUCCGUAUUUCCACUGGCUAUUCGAUUCUUCCGAACGGAACGCCGCCUCCCUCGCCGCCCACUUCCAAUACGGUCUGAACUGCAACACCCCGAUGUACGUCGCCAAGGUCCCUAUCAGCGAUAAACACCCUCGGUCAAUCGUCGGCGUCAGCUGGUGGUUCUCCCCCCAACCGGCCUCCAAGGGCGUAUCUUGGUCCGUCUGGGCCCAGGACUGGCUCCUCUCCUUCCGCCAAUUCCUCUUCAACGUCCGCUUCGGCGGACGCGGUGGCCUCAACCUCCACCGCUACAAAAUGUGGAAGGAGAUGCAGCGGAAAACCCACGAUGUAGUCUGGACCGACCCGCGCGGGUAUUACUUCUGUAAUGUCUUGGCUGUGAGCUCGGAAAUGCGCGGGAUGGGGCUGGGCCGGAAGCUGGUGGAGGUUGUCACGCAGCAGGCGGACCGGGAUGGCAUGCCAUGUUAUUUAGAGAGCUCGAAGGGAGUUCCGAAUAUCAUUAUUUACGAGAAACUGGGUUUUAACUUGGUUACGGAGAUUGAUUGUGUGGAUGGGAAUGAUGCUUGCAAGCUGUAUUGUAUGGUUCGGAAGCCGAAGACCAAGGCCUGA
Messenger RNA from Aspergillus oryzae RIB40, 681 nucleotides. RefSeq lists its product as uncharacterized. Gene Ontology annotation, molecular function: acyltransferase activity, transferring groups other than amino-acyl groups. The coding region runs from base 1 to 681 and encodes 226 amino acids. The record is from RefSeq and is a predicted model, not a curated record. The transcript has 3 exons. NCBI's taxonomy places the organism in Eukaryota, Fungi, Ascomycota, Eurotiomycetes, Eurotiales, Aspergillaceae.